Messenger RNA from Sparassis crispa, 2943 nucleotides. RefSeq lists its product as hypothetical. The transcript has 7 exons. Gene Ontology annotation, biological process: regulation of DNA-templated transcription; DNA-templated transcription. Bases 1 to 2943 code for a protein of 980 amino acids. NCBI's taxonomy places the organism in Eukaryota, Fungi, Basidiomycota, Agaricomycetes, Polyporales, Sparassidaceae. Gene Ontology annotation, molecular function: DNA-binding transcription factor activity, RNA polymerase II-specific; zinc ion binding; DNA binding. The record is from RefSeq and is a predicted model, not a curated record.
AUGACAGAGGCCGUAGCCCCUUCAGACCCAAACGACAACCCUCCUAUGACCCACCAGUCCAAGAAGAAACGUGUAGAAGACCAGCCUCUUUCCCCAGACAUCGGUCUCAAGCCUGUUCAACUCCAGCGCAGGCGGGUAUGGAGAGCAUGUGAAUCAUGCAGGCGGAAGAAGAUUAAAUGCGACGGGAACGAGCCAACGUGCUCUCAAUGUGCUGCGUCCAAGUCACAAUGCACUUGGUUACAGACAAAGGAUCGGGCUGCGUUAAGCAGACAUUACGUCCAGGAGUUAGAGGCCCGCCUCCUCCACAUGGAGUCGCUCUUCCACCAGGUUGCCCCCAUCCUCGAGCAGGUCGGCGAAGCCAGUGGCCUCGAUCUCUCCUGUCUCCCACCCUCAAUAGCCCCUUCGCAAUCCGGUGCCCCCACGAUUCCCCUAAAUGUCCUGCAGUCCGUCCUCCCGAAAGUCAAGGAGGUCGCCCAGAACAGCGCCGCUGCGGACGGCUCGGCAGCCGAUACCCCGAUCAAGGUCGAGGACGACGUCUCGGAGUCUUUCGGUCAGCUCGCCCUCGACGAGCACGGACAUAUGCACUGGAUCGGCGGCUCGUCGACCAUGUCGCUCAUUCAGUCGUUUCGGGCCAUGACCUCGUCUCCACUCCACCGUGUUUCCCCCAUGGAGGAGGAUCCCCUGGCGCCGGGCCCCAGCGUCAACAAGCUCUACUUUCCUGCCUCGGUGUUCUUCGGGAAGGUGCAUGCACUGCCCCGCCCGGAGGAGGUCGAAUAUCCCGACCGUGACCUCGCGGACAAGCUGGUCGAUGCCUACUUUGCCAAGUUCCACUUUCUGAUGCCCGUCAUCGACAAGCCCUCAUUCGUGCUCAAGUACAAGUACCUCAUGGAGCAUACUAACGAUCCACUUCUGGCGCGGACGCAGACCGCGUUCAUUGCGCUUGUUUGCGCAGUCUUCGCAGUCGCAGCCCGUUUCGUGGACGACCCCCGGUUAUCGAAGUUCGAGAAUCUCGAUGCAGCAGGGAUGGGCAUGGUGUAUUACGAACGCGCACUUAUUCUGCACUAUAUUAGCCAUGCCUCGACGCAGAUUGAGCAUGUGCAAUGUUUCUUACUCCUGUCCUCCUUCCUGUGUUCCGUAAACUGCCUGCCACAGGCUUGGCUGCUCGUCGGCCAGGCUGUGCGGGCCGCGCAGGACAUCGGUCUGCACCGAUCACCCCGCCGGCUCUUGAUCAAGCCAAUCGAGAAGGAGACUCGUCGGAAGAUCUGGUGGGGCGUGUACACCCUCGAUCGAAUGCUUGCGCUCGCCUUGGGCCGGCCGCUCGCUAUUGAGGACGCCGACUGCGACGUCGAACUUCCCGUGGAUAUCGACGACGAUCACCUCCCGGAUUAUUUCGCAGGCGCCCAGAUGUCGCGAUUGAGCCCGUCGCUCAUGAAAGGCUUCAUAGAGCUCACACUGCUUUACCGCAUCGGUGGACAGGUCCUACGGCAGGUGUAUGCGCUCGACAAGUGCAGGGACCACCUUGAGCCUGAGAAGCGUGCGGAGCUGUCGCGUGCCGUGGAUACGCUCGACAAGAGGCUCAUCAAGUGGUGCGAUGACCUGCCCGCGGCCUUCAAGUCGAGGCCGGUCAAUGAGAGGGAGGUAUCGAUGGGCGCGGUCCUAUGCAGCCACUAUUACUCCAUCCUCACCACCCUCCACCGCAAUUUCCUGCCGCUGAAGCGCGACCAGCCGGUGUCGCCGCGGUCGACGGCCAAGGCCGUCUCCACUGCGCGCGCAUGCAUCCGGCUCGCGCCUUCAAUCAAGAGCGUCGUCCCGCCAAGCCACCACCUCGCGUUCUUCAUCCAGAAUCUCUUCAGCUCCGCUGUCAUAAUCCUCCUGUACGCGAUGCACUCCGUCGACCCCGCUGCGUCCACCGCGGCGAUGGACGAGGUCGCAAACUGCCUUUCCGUCCUCGGUUCGUGGGAAGGUCACUGGCCCGGGGCACGCAAGUGUAAGGAGCUGCUCGAGGACCUCGCCGCGACUGCGCGCGAGGCAAUCAAGACCUCGGCGAGUGGCCAGAGCAGGGGUGCGGGCUCGGGCUCGUCUUCCUCGGCUUCCCCGUCGUCUGUUAUGUCGGAUGGGUGGCCGCCGGGCCAGAUUCCACUCCCCGUGCCCGAGAGGCUGAUGAAGCACAGGCGCCGGAGGAACAGCUCGCGAGAUGUACGUGACCUGCGGUUGUCGUCGCCCCAUCAGAGUUCGUCGGCGAUGCAAUUCCGGUCAGAUUCACAGCGCGCACGGUCGACAUCUCGCAAGCGACCGCACGACGACGACGGCCUGGACGGCAGCGCUUACGUCCUGCCGAGCUCAUAUCCCGGUCGCUCAAGCUUCUUCAGCGCACACAGUUCGCCCGCGUCCGUCAACAGCCAACCGUCUCCUUCUGGCGCGACCGUCGACUUUCCCCAAGAUCCCAGCCCGCGGAUAGUGGCGAGCAAUUCGUACGGCUCGCUCAACCCGACCUCGCCCUCGGUCGCGACGCCUUCGCAGCCACGGUUCGACUACGAUUUCACGCAGGACCGCUGGGGCGUGCAGGCUGGCGAGGCGAACGGGCUCAAGUUUUUCCCCUCGGGCGCAGGCGCAGGCGCGCAGAACACGUAUCCGGCGUUCGCGCCGCCGCCGCCGCAGUCGCCCGCGGACCCGGCGUUCGGCUACACGUAUGAUGCGAACGGGGCGGACCCCGCGAUGGGCGUGUUUGGGCUGUCGGGCACCCCGCCGUCGUCGGGCUUCGCUGCGCCCGGGCUGCCGUUCCGCGGGCUCGAUUAUAUUCGGAAUUUCAACCCCGGAUACAGUAAUGGCGAGCAGGACCAGCUGUGGCAUACGUUCGAUCCCGGCGCGUUUGGGUACGAUCCCGAGAUACCGUUUACCCUUGGAGAUAUCCCGGCAGAGGGGCGGUGGCCCGACGUGCAGUGA